GAAAUUACGAAUCAUCAUACAUUCUAGUUCUGUUGUAGCCUAUGUAUGCACUGUAGCUGGCUGGCUCACUCACUUAGAGAUUGAUCAUUAUUUUACACUUUAAAACCAGGUUUAGAUUAAACUUUCGAUAUACAAUAACGUUUUUGAAUUGAGAUUCUAUCGCUCGCAAUACAGGCGCACUUUUUAUCAAAGAGAAAUCGUUUGCAGUGAAUCGAAAUAACUACAUGGUAUCUUUUGUGAAUCCGUGCGUUUCCCUGACGUUAGGAUUUCCCAUUUUCUGUCACUAUAAUGAACGGGAUGGAGCCAAUACUUCUGCAGCUGCGUUACGGGAUUCCCUUGAAUCCGCUUCCAGAACGGCGGGCUCGCGAUCAGUUUCUUCCACAUGCACCUGUUCGGGUUCACAAUCUUUCAGGAAAAGAACGCACGUUGGCUGUAAAAAAUGCCUUGCGAUAUUUUCCACCGCAUCUGCAUAAUACGCUAGUAGAGGAAUUCGCGGAAGAACUGGACACUUACGGGCACAUCUACAUGUACCGAUUUGUCCCCAAAAUGCGCAUGAUGGCUUUCCAUAUCCGUGAUUAUCCAGCUCGUUGUGAACAAGCCGCAGCGAUAAUGCUGAUGAUUUGCAACAAUCUGGAUCCGGCGGUUGCGCAGUUUCCCGAAGAACUGAUCACCUACGGAGGAAACGGGCAAGUGUUUUCGAACUGGGCACAAUUCUGGCUGACCAUGCAGUAUCUUAGUGAAAUGGACGAGACGCAGACGUUAGCCAUUUAUUCCGGACAUCCCAUGGGACUUUUCCCAUCGCAUCCCGAUGCUCCACGAGCAGUGAUUACGAAUGGAAUGGUUAUUCCAAACUAUUCAUCACGCCCGGAUUACGAUCGCAUGUUCGCUUUAGGGGUUACCAUGUACGGUCAGAUGACGGCCGGAAGUUACUGCUACAUUGGUCCGCAAGGUAUCGUCCAUGGAACCACGUUGACAUUAAUGAAUGCCGGUCGGAAAUACCUGAAUGUUGAUGAUUUACGCGGAAAAGUGUUCUUAACAUCCGGUUUGGGUGGAAUGUCGGGAGCACAGGCGAAAGCCGCGGUGAUUGCAGGUUGUGUGGGAAUCAUUGCCGAGGUUAGCCGAGAAGCCUUGGCUAAACGCCACGGUCAAGGUUGGCUUAUGGAGAUUACGGAAAGCGUUGAUGAAUGUAUUGAAAGAACCCGAUGUGCCGUUCGUGAAGGCCGCUCUGUAAGCAUUGGCUAUUAUGGAAAUGUUGUCACUUUAUGGGAGAAAUUAGUUGAACUACACGAAAAAACCGGAGAAGUCGUCGUGGAUCUCGGCUCCGACCAGACAUCGUGCCAUAAUCCGUUCAAUGGAGGAUACUUCCCAGUGCAGUUAAGUUAUGAGGAGUCCUUUGUAAUGAUUCAAGAAAAUCCGGAGCGUUUCAAAGAGCUGGUACAAGAUAGCUUACGCCGACAAGUGAAUGCCAUUAACUAUCUCUCCCAUCAUGGCAUGCAUUUCUGGGAUUAUGGCAACGCCUUCCUGCUUGAAGCCGGUCGUGCUGGAGCGGAUGUUUACCGAAACAACUCGAAAUCGGAGUUUGUUUAUCCUUCUUAUGUCCAAGACAUCAUGGGGGACAUUUUUUCUUUGGGAUUUGGUCCAUUUCGAUGGGUGUGUACAUCCUGUAAUGCGCAGGAUUUAGCGGUGACUGAUGCCAUUGCAUCAGAAGCGUUGACGGCCCUUAUGGAAGAGAAUGUAUCGUCUGCUACUGCUGCUCAGUACAAAGAUAAUUUGAAGUGGAUUCGCGGUGCGCAGAGUUAUCGCCUGGUAGUUGGUUCGCAAGCGCGAAUAUUGUACGCUGACGCCGAGGGACGAAUGACGAUUGCCGUGGCCAUUAAUCGUGCCAUAGCCCGCAAAGCCAUUAAAGCGCCAGUGGUCAUCAGCCGUGACCAUCACGAUGUGUCCGGUACCGACAGUCCUUUCCGAGAGACAUCUAAUAUCUAUGACGGAUCAGCCUUUACCGCCGACAUGGCAGUGCAGAACUGUAUUGGAGAUUCUUUUCGGGGGGCGACAUGGGUCGCAUUGCAUAAUGGAGGCGGCGUUGGGUGGGGUGAAGUGAUAAACGGUGGGUUUGGGCUUGUUUUGGACGGUUCUGAAGCAGCGGAGAGACGAGCCCGGACAAUGCUUCAUUGGGACGUUAAUAAUGGAAUUACACGUCGUUCAUGGGCUGGUAAUGCGAAUGCACAGGACACUAUAAAACGAGCUAUGCGACAAGAUCCGAAACUACGAGUGACGAUUCCGGCACCCGUUAGUGACGAUAUUUUGAAGAAGUUGGAAUCUUGAAAGAGUUGGGUUUUAUAAGUCGGCGAACGUCCCGCCUUGAACAGCACAGAGUAUUCUGAUUCUAUCGGUUUUGUUUUUUAACACGGCGCCCUUUCUUGCAGUGGAUAAUCUGACCGGUAAAAAUACAGCCGUUUUAGUUCA
This is a messenger RNA of Paramacrobiotus metropolitanus, 2463 nucleotides long. RefSeq names its product urocanate hydratase-like. Bases 289 to 2322 code for a protein of 677 amino acids. The record is from RefSeq and is a predicted model, not a curated record. Gene Ontology annotation, biological process: L-histidine catabolic process. Gene Ontology annotation, molecular function: urocanate hydratase activity. NCBI's taxonomy places the organism in Eukaryota, Metazoa, Tardigrada, Eutardigrada, Parachela, Macrobiotidae. The transcript has 16 exons.